AGACAGAGAGAAGGAUGGAGGGAGAGAGGCGGAGAAAGAGGAGACCGGGCAGAGAGAGAUAGAGGUAGGUUAAAUAGAAAUGGAGAGCAAGGUGCAGCUGAAAGAGAAGGAGCUAGAAGGGGGGUGGCAGAAAUGGGUGGAAGGAGAGGAGGAAAUAGUGUGGAUAGAAGAGGAGGAAGAGGGGGGGGGGGGAAGCAAUGGUUUUGGAGACAGACAAGAAAUGAAUGGAGGGAGAUCGAAUUCAACAGGCAGAGACGGGGCACCAAAGGGGAAUGGACUGGGCUAUAAAACACUGGAAGAACUCUCUGCAAAAGAUCCAUCUGUAGUGGCUAUCACCCUGUCUUCUAAACCUGCCCUGCAAGAGGUCCUGAGUGGGACACAAAUGAGGCAAGACCUUGUGGAACUCUUCUGCCUGGUGCUGAGUAAAGCCUUCAAAGCACGUACGGACAGAGGCACCCUGCAGCACCUGGCGGGGAUCAUUAAAGAUUCAGGGUUCUUCCGCACCAUCCUGCCCCACUAUCUGGUGGGCAUGGAGUCAGAGUUCAACCCCGUCCGCAGGGAACAGUACCCACGGCACCUGGAAAACAUCGUGGCUAUUAUGUCGGAGGUCAUCAACAUCUUCCCUGCUAGCUCGGUGCAGGCUGUGAGUUUGCUGCUGACGCUGCUCCCAGCCUCCAUCUGCACCCUGAGGGCAACAGGAGUGGACAUCCAGCCUGAAAUAGAGCAGAGCGUGGAGAGUAUUAAGGUUCUGAUCAAGCACCUCCAGGAGAAAUCCAGAGAGGGAACCCUGCGCUCAGGCAGGGACACUUACGCCCUCCUAUCCACUGGAGGUGAAGAGGUGCAGCAAAAUUUCAGGAACAUAUCCAUCUACCCAACUCCUGAGGAGUUCCAUCAGGAACACAGGCCCUUCCUCAGACCCAACCUCACCUCUCAGCGCUACACCAACACUCACAUCUACCUCGACACGCACUUCCGCCUGCUGAGAGAGGACUUUGUGCGGCCACUCCGUGAGGGGAUCCAGCACUUGAUUCGGAGCAAAAUGGACAGGGGAAGGACUGAUAAUCCACUGAAGACGAAACGCUUUGACGACAUCAGAGUGUAUUUAGACACAAAGCUGGUGGUGCCCAAGUGCACCCCGACUGGCCUCGCCUACAUAGUCCAGUUUGACAUUCAGCCACUUAAGUUUGUGCGCUGGCAGAGCUCCAAGAGGCUGAUCUUUGGUUCCCUGGUCUGCCUGUCGUGUGAUGAUUUUGAGAGCUUCUUGUUUGCGACUGUGUCCGAUCGGGAUCCCAAAGGACUGGAGAAGGGACAGGUCCAGAUCGCCUUUACUGAAGAAAGCAGAAUCAAGUUGGCCCAACUUGAGAAAGAUCAAUCCUUCCUGAUGAUUGAGACCACUGCCUACUUUGAGGCCUAUCGAUAUGUUCUAGAGGGCCUACAGGAGCAGGAGGAGGACAACAUGCCCUUUCAGAGGUACAUCGUGGAAUGCAGCAAAAAUGUGCGACCCCCAGCUUACCUGCAAUUAAGAGAUGUUUAUGACCUGUCAGCUGUUGCUCAGCCCGACCAUAAGGACAGCAUGAAGCCCUUUCACAGCCUGGAUGCACAGGCCUGGCCCGAGAUGGACAAGCUGGGGCUGGAUGAGUCUCAGAUGAAAGCCUUCCAGCUUGCCCUCACAAAGGAGCUGACCAUCAUACAGGGACCUCCUGGCACUGGAAAAACUUAUGUCGGCCUUAAGAUUGCUCAAGCUCUGUUGACCAAUCAGCCUCUCUGGAGAGAUAUAUUGGGCACGGCUCCGAUGCUGGUAGUGUGUUACACUAACCAUGCCCUGGAUCAGUUCCUUGAGGGUAUUCAUACAUUUCUGCAAGAUGGAAUAGUGAGAGUAGGAGGCCGCAGCAACAGUGAGAUCCUGAAGCGGUUCAAUCUAAGGGAGCUGACCCGCUCGCCUAACUUCAGACGAUCGCUGCCGUCUCAUCUGCGUUUUGCAUUUAAUGAGAUCUACAAGGAGCUGUGUCAGGAGGAGCGGGGGAUCCAGAGUAAGAGUAUGCAGCUGGAGUGUUCUCUGAAAGGCAUCCUGCGUGAAAUCUUCCUGCAGAAGUUUAUUUCACCAAGACACUGGGAAAGUCUGCACGCACCACCUACACUGGAUGGUUUUGCGACCUACAGCGAGAAGAAGUCCAGUCUGAUCGUAAAGUGGUUCAGUUUGAGUUCCGCUGCCUUCCUGCAGAGGGAGGCAGAGGAUGCAGAUAGAGCUGAAGCAGAGGAAGCGAUGGAGUUGGAUGUUGAGGACGACCUCAUUGAAAUCGCAGAGGAAGCCGAUCUGAUCCAGGCGGAGCGGAUUAUUGAAGACAACAUGGGUCCCAGAGGUGGCAGAGAUGGCAGAAGGAAAGAAGAGGCGGAGGAGGCUGUGAGAGCAGUAGAGGACCUGAUGCUGGCUAUGAACCUGGAUAAAGAUGAAAUAGAGGCUGAGGAGAGCGAGGACGGAUGGGAGAUGCAACGGGCCCAGAAGAAAAAGAUGAAGAACAAAAUUGUGAAAGAGCUGGGGAAGAGCUCGGCCAUGACUGAAGAAGAGGAAGAUGCUGUCUUGGAUAUUUGGACCCUUAGCCAGCCAGACAGAUGGAGACUGUAUCGGUUGUGGGUGGCACGUUACCGGGUAGAACUUUCCACCGAAGUCCUGAAGUUUGAACGGGCCUAUCAGAACGCCGUGGACAGAUUGGCCGAUGUAAAACGCCACGAGAACCUCCAUCUCCUCAAGGAAGCCACGGUUAUUGGCAUGACAACAACAGGAGCAGCCAAGUUCCGUAAAGUUCUGCAGGAAGUGCGUCCGUGUCUGGUGAUUGUGGAAGAGGCUGCAGAGGUUUUCGAGGCCCACACCAUCACCACACUGAGCCAAGCAUGCCAACACCUCAUCCUCAUCGGAGACCACCAGCAGCUGCGCCCCAAUGCCACAGUAUAUGAACUUGCGAGAAAUUUCAACCUGGAGAUGUCCAUGUUUGAGAGGCUGGUGCUGAUGGGACUUCCCUAUGUCAGACUUAAUUAUCAGCAUCGAAUGAGGCCAGAAAUCGCCCGUCUUCUGACCCCACACAUCUACACAGAGCUGGAAAACCAUCCCUCCGUGUUGGAAUACGACAACAUCAAGGGCCUUACUACCAAUUUAUUCUUUGUGGAGCACAACCACAGAGAAGAAGAGAUCAAAGACGGAAAAAGCCAUCAGAACCGACAUGAGGCGGAAUUUGUAGUCUCUCUUUGCCGCUAUCUUAUCCUUCAGGACUACAAACCAGAGCAAAUCACUAUCCUCACAACUUACACUGGACAGCUCUACUGCCUGCGCAACCUCAUGCCUGCCAAAGAGUUCACAGGGGUCAAAGUGCACGUAGUGGACAAGUACCAGGGAGAAGAGAAUGACAUUGUCUUGUUGUCUCUGGUCCGCAGCAACAUGCAGGGUAAGGUUGGCUUUUUGAAUAUUCCCAAUCGCGUCUGUGUUGCCUUGUCUCGUGCCAAGAAAGGUCUCUACUGUAUUGGCAACAGUGAAAUGCUGAGCAAAAUCGAACUGUGGAGCAACAUCUUCCACACCUUGAGGCAGAAGGACCAGAUUGGGAAUGCUCUAACCCUGUGCUGUCAGAAUCAUCCAGAGCGACAGGUAAAAGCGUCUUGUGCUGAGGAUUUCAAACAAGCCCCAGAGGGGGGCUGCACCAAGCCUUGUGAGUUCCGUUUGGAUUGUGGCCAUGUUUGCUCAAGGGCUUGCCACCCCUACGACCCCGAGCACAAGCAGUACCUGUGUCAGAAGAAGUGCCAGAAGAUCUUAUGUGAUCUGGGACACAGGUGCAAACUUUUGUGCCAUAUAAAAUGCCAAAAGGAAUGUCGAGAGAAGGUUGAGAAGAUCAUAACCAGGUGUCAACACACACAGAUGGUUCCCUGCCACCAGGACCCGGAGACAUAUGUAUGCCAGGAGCCUUGCAAGAAGCUGCUUCACUGUGAACAUCCAUGUGAUUCAUUGUGUGGAGAACCAUGCACUCCUUUUUGCAAAAAGAAGGUCACCUUAAAACUAAAGUGCGGCCACAGCCAGGAAGACGCGUGCUUUUACAAAACUCGCAUGGAGAAGCCUAACUGUAGGACCCCUUGUGAGGAACAGCUAAAAUGUGGCCAUGCGUGCAAAGGUACGUGUGGCCGGUGUAAUCAGGGACGGUUCCAUUACGCAUGCUCUCACGCCUGUGAGCGUCUCCUGAUUUGCUCUCACAAGUGCAGGGAGCCUUGCACUCUUGAUUGCCCCCCCUGUCAGAAACCAUGUGAGAAUUUCUGCGUGCACAGCAAGUGUAUGAAGCCAUGUGGACAGACCUGUGCUCCGUGCAUUGAGCCCUGCGCUUGGCAGUGCCCUCACCAAAGCUGCAGUAAGCUUUGCCAUGAGCCAUGCAAUCGUCCGCCAUGCACCCGACCCUGUGCCAAGACCCUGGAUUGCGGCCACCCUUGCAUAGGUCUGUGUGGAGACAAAUGUCCAAGCAAAUGUCGCAUCUGUCAUCACGAUGCUGUCACAGAGAUUUUCUUCGGCACUGAGGAUGAGCCCGAGGCUUACUUCAUUCUGCUAGAAGACUGUGGACACAUCAUUGAAUACACAGCCAUGGACCAUUACAUGGGGACGGACGACAACCAGCAGGCAAAUGAAGGAGAGCAGGUGGCCAUAAAACUGAAGGAAUGUCCUAAAUGUCGAGCCCCAAUCCGCAAGAAUCUGCGCUAUGGAUCUCACAUCAACCGCUGUCUCGCUGAGAUAGAGAUGGUAAAGGCUAAGAUAAAUGGGAAUCAGGCAAAUAUUGAAAAAGAAAGGAAGGCCCUUCAAAAUGAGUGGAAGGAAAACCAUAUCCUCUAUAAAAUGCAUGACCAAGUGGUCUACAUGGGUAUUAAUGAGAGACUGGGACAACUGCAUCUCACAGCAAAAGAUCUGUGGAUCCUGAAAAACAAGAUGGAUUUCCUAUUGAGAGUUGCAAAGCUGAUGGAGAUCCAAAGCGAGAAAAUGUCAGCCAUGCAUCGCUUGACAUUAGGAGAGUAUGUUGAGGAGUUUGUGCGCUGGCUCAUUAACCAGCGGCAACAUUUCACAGAACAGCAGGUCUUUGAUUUGCAGAGAGAACUACAGAGACUCACCCUCCUGACUGAACUCAACGCCCGUUGCCACAUGGCGGACAGACAAGGACAAAGUGACAACAUUCAAUCAGAGGUACAAACAAUAAGAGAGGUUUUGGAAAGGUUUGUCCAAUUCACUGAGCAAGAUGAGGACAGAGUGAAAAAAGCCAUGAAGGAACUAGACAACAAGAUUCCACUCACAGGCUUGGGGAUCAAUGAUGAGGAGAGAAAGAUGAUCGUCUCGGCCAUGAAUAUUGCGUCUGGACACUGGCACAAAUGUCCUAAUGGCCAUGUCUAUGUUAUAACAGAGUGUGGAGGGGCUAUGGAGAGUCGACAAUGCCCGGAUUGUAAAGCUACUAUUGGUGGGGGCAAUCACAGACUGGCAGAUGGCAACCAAGUGGCCUCAGAGAUGGAUGGGGCACUGCGGCCUUCUUGGCCUCAAAACAACAAUUCUUUUGAUCAACUCGACUUCUGAAAGCCAUCUUGGAGAAGUCUGUUGUUGCCUAAUCAUUCCAGACUGCUGUUUGCGAUCAGUUAUUAUUUUAUGUUCAUGCUUUAAUUCAUGCUGGACUUCUCUACUGGGAUCUCAACAAAAGUGACUGAUGAUCUUCUUACAUGACAUUUACUUUGAAAAACCCUUGGAGACUUCAGUAGUUCUACCAAUACUAUUAAUGUUUUUUACCCAAAUACAAUUAUUUUGCUACUUUUGUUGUUGGAAGUUUUAACAUGUCUUCCUUUAAAAAAAAAAAUGCUUUGCUGCAGAAAGUAUAUAACUAAGAUCUUUAGCAAGUCAGGGAACAACUGAUGGAUGUAACUAAGUAACAGUUGUCCUGUGCCUUAACAAUAGGUGGCAGUAAAAGACUGUAAAAACAAAACUGAGAAAUGACUUAGAUAGUUAUCAUGCUUGCAAUGUGUUCAAAUUACAUAAAAGGUGUUUGAAUCUAUAA
This is a messenger RNA of Cottoperca gobio, 6053 nucleotides long. RefSeq names its product zinc finger, NFX1-type containing 1 (gene znfx1). NCBI's taxonomy places the organism in Eukaryota, Metazoa, Chordata, Actinopteri, Perciformes, Bovichtidae. Gene Ontology annotation, molecular function: zinc ion binding; helicase activity. Gene Ontology annotation, cellular component: nuclear RNA-directed RNA polymerase complex; nucleus. Gene Ontology annotation, biological process: regulatory ncRNA-mediated heterochromatin formation. The record is from RefSeq and is a predicted model, not a curated record.